Messenger RNA from Diceros bicornis minor, 1751 nucleotides. RefSeq names its product chromosome 31 C11orf68 homolog (gene C31H11orf68). The transcript has 2 exons. NCBI's taxonomy places the organism in Eukaryota, Metazoa, Chordata, Mammalia, Perissodactyla, Rhinocerotidae. The record is from RefSeq and is a predicted model, not a curated record. Bases 349 to 1104 code for a protein of 251 amino acids.
CUAAUGGCGGCGGGCGCGGCUGGCCGGCGGCUGGCCCUCCCGCAGGUUCCCACCAGCCUGGGUUCGAGUCCGGGCACCGCCCCACUGGCCUCGGACCCGUCACAGCCCUUUCUGGGCUUCAAUGUCCUGGUUUUUAAAUAGGCCCGAUGACACCCCCCCGGGAGGCCUGGCCCUGCAGGGCCUGCCCCAGUGCUGCGCGAUUGCGCGCCUGUCUUCCUCCCUCCAUUAAAUCCCGGCGCUCGGGGACCUGCCAGUGACUGGCAGGGCCAGGAGGUGUGGCUGGGCCGGCUGCUUCCACACCUGAAUGCACAUUAUGGCCCUGUCACUCUCUACAGGUGUGACCUUGGGAUGGAGCCAGGUGAGGAGCUGGAGGAGGAGGACUCUCCAGGCGGCCGGGAGGAUGGCUUCACUGCUGAGCAUCUGGCCGCGGAGGCCAUGGCAGCUGACAUGGACCCCUGGUUGGUGUUUGAUGCCCGCACCACACCUGCCUCAGAGCUGGAUGCCUGGUUGGCCAAGUACCCGCCAUCCCAAGUUACCCGCUAUGGCGACCCUGGCUCGCCCAACUCGGAGCCCGUGGGCUGGAUUGCAGCAUAUGGGCAGGGCUACGUCCCCAAUUCAGGCGACGUGCAGGGCCUGCAGGCAGCCUGGGAAGCUCUGCAGACCAGCGGGCGGCCCAUCACGCCAGGUACCCUGCGCCAGCUGGCCAUCACCCACCACGUGCUCUCGGGCAAGUGGCUGAUGCACCUGGCACCUGGCUUCAAGCUGGACCACGCCUGGGCCGGCAUUGCCCGGGCCGUGGUCGAGGGCCGGCUUCAGGUGGCCAAGGUGAGCCCACGGGCCAGGGAGGGUGGGCGCCAGGUCAUCUGUGUUUACACGGACGACUUCACGGACCGCUUGGGUGUGCUGGAGGCCGAUGCAGCCAUCCGUGCAGCAGGCAUUAAGUGCCUGCUCACCUACAAGCCUGACGUCUACACCUACCUGGGCAUCUACCGGGCCAACCGCUGGCACCUCUGCCCCACGCUCUAUGAGAGCCGUUUCCAGCUGGGGGGCAGUGCCCGCGGCUCCCGUGUGCUGGACCGCGCCAACAACGUGGAACUGACCUAGUAGGGCCAAGUAGGGGAGACCACUCUCUGCCCUCCCUGCCAGGGAUGGAUCCUCCCGUCUUCCUUGUCCCAAGGAGGCCAAGUCCCCCAGCUCUGAGGACUAGGUCACUCGGGAACUGUCUGCAUCUUCAAUCCCCUUGAACUUCUGCCCUCUGUUCAGGGCUGACUCAAGUCCCCACCGGCUGGAGGCUCUGGCUCCCUGGAGGCUCUGGCUCCCUGAGGGCCGGACCCUCAGCCUCUCUUUUCGCUGCUGCUCCCCUCUGCCAUCGAGGACCGCAGGCUGGGUGCAGACCCCCAGGAGGAGAGCCUUCCUUGGCUGCCCUCAUCCCUGGCUGUACCUCCCCCCUCUCCUGCAUCUUCCCCUUUUUCUCUUCCUCCCUCACAAGAGAAAAGACUUAGGGCUUCCAGUCUCUCUCCUUGGAGCCUUCACAGACCAGCAGGCAGAGGCCCUGCAGGCCUGAGCAUGCCAUUUUGUUGGGGGGAUGAGUGUGCCCACUCAGCCCUGGGCAGAGAGAGAAGAUGCCCGGGCCAUGGACAUGGGGCCUGUCCCUCCCUGCCCCCUCACAGCCUGCACCACCUUUCUCCCUUCCUUCACUACCUUGUCAUGUGCCUGCUCCUGGCAUUUCAAUAAAACCCAGAUUGGGUCUG